UUAACUCAACCCUAGCCUUUGGAGUUGGAGUGACCCAAGGAAAUGAUAAACAAAAUUCCUGCCCUAGAUCUCUAAUUGCAUUUUCAUUUCUUUUUCGAUGAACCUCCGAUUUCCUUUCUCCGCGUGGAGAUGGCGGUGAAUUUUGAAUUCUUCACCGUCGAUUGGCCUUCCAGUUCCAUGCGCUUGCUCAUUCGAUGUUGAAGUUCUGGUAAUCGUUUUGGACAUCUAGUCUUCUCUAGGGUUCUACUUCUUGUUUUUGGUUGGCGGAUGGAACCUCGCGUCGGGAAUAAGUUUCGGCUUGGCCGGAAGAUCGGUAGCGGCUCGUUCGGGGAGAUCUAUCUCGGUACUAAUAUUCAGACGAAUGAAGAGGUUGCGAUUAAACUGGAAAAUGUCAAGACGAAGCAUCCUCAGUUGCUUUACGAGUCUAAGUUAUACAGAAUCCUGCAGGGAGGAACUGGCAUACCGAACGUAAGAUGGUUUGGAGUUGAAGGAGACUACAAUGUUCUUGUAAUGGAUUUGCUUGGUCCCAGUCUUGAAGAUCUAUUUAACUUCUGCAGCCGAAAGCUUUCUCUGAAGACAGUUCUUAUGCUUGCGGAUCAAAUGAUCAACCGCGUUGAAUUUGUCCAUUCUAAAUCUUUUCUACAUCGGGAUAUCAAGCCAGACAAUUUUCUCAUGGGGUUGGGGAGGCGUGCAAAUCAGGUUUACAUCAUUGACUUUGGUCUUGCUAAGAAAUACAGAGAUAGUUCUACCCAUCAACACAUCCCUUACAGAGAAAACAAGAACUUGACUGGGACUGCAAGAUAUGCAAGCAUGAACACUCACCUUGGGAUAGAGCAAAGUCGAAGGGAUGACUUGGAGUCUCUUGGUUAUGUCCUUAUGUACUUCUUAAGAGGAAGUCUUCCCUGGCAGGGACUGAAAGCAGGAACUAAGAAACAGAAGUAUGAGAAAAUUAGUGAGAAGAAAGUAUCUACCUCUAUUGAGGCAUUAUGCCGCGGUUAUCCAUCAGAAUUUGCGUCAUAUUUCCAUUACUGCCGAUCGCUACGUUUUGAUGAUAAGCCAGAUUAUGCUUAUCUGAAAAGAAUAUUCCGUGAUCUCUUCAUACGUGAAGGUUUCCAGUUUGAUUAUGUGUUUGACUGGACCAUUUUAAAGUAUCAGCAGUCACAGCUGGCCACUCCUCCAACCCGUGCACUAGGUGCCGGUGCUGGAACCAGUUCCGGAAUCCCUCCUGGAAUAGCUAGUGCUGAUAGACAGCCGACAGGUGGAGAGGAGGCACAACUAGCUGGGUUGUCUUUGAUGGAUUCAUCUAGGCGGAGGGUAUCCGGGCUGGCUAUGAAUUCUGGGACUUUUGCAAAACAGAAGAGUCCAAUUGCCAAUGAUACUGCACUCCCUAAAGACGCAGUGUUUUCAGGCUCUAAUAUUGUGGGGCGAUCGAGUGGAUCAUCAAGACGGGCUGCUGUAUCGAGUAGCCGGGAUCCUUAUAUUGGAAGCGAAUCAGAUCACCACCGCUCUCGAACAACCGAUGCUAGUCCUGGGGCAUUGCAUAAGAGCAUAAGCGUGCAGAGAAGUCCACCAGUUGGACCGGCAGAACCCAAGCGCAGCGCAUCCGGAAGGCACACUGGACAUGUAAAGAAUUAUGACUCUGCUUUGAAGGGAAUCGAAGGGCUGCAAUUGGAGAAUGAUUAUUAGAGCAGGUCACCUCGGCGCUCUUUAUGUUCAGUUCAGUUGUACAAGAAUUUUCUGGUGUGGGACAAUGCUAUGCUGUAGAAUAGGAAGGAGAUAUUGUCACCUUCAUUUAAGGGGUGGUGGUGUGAUUUCCAACCAACGUACUCCAUUUAUGGAUUCGUCUUCUGAAAAAAAAAACGGCCUUUAAUUUAGACAGACAACAACCCACUCAUGGCUUUAUUGGGAUUUGUUAUGUAAAGUCCACGUUCAGUGAUUGGUGCCACUAUUUUCAUUACAUUACUACGUGCAUUCCACCAAAAACAGGCAAAGAAAACAAAAACUUGUGAAAUUAGUUGCUUCUUUCGUAUUGGAACAUAAUCUACCCAACCAUUGGAAAUGUGUA
Molecule: messenger RNA, 2065 nt
Organism: Momordica charantia (bitter melon)
Lineage: Eukaryota; Viridiplantae; Streptophyta; Magnoliopsida; Cucurbitales; Cucurbitaceae
Gene: CKL12
Product: casein kinase I-like 12
Biological process (GO): protein phosphorylation
Molecular function (GO): ATP binding; protein kinase activity
Source: RefSeq, a predicted model, not a curated record